Aureobasidium subglaciale EXF-2481 is the source of this 1780-nucleotide messenger RNA. RefSeq lists its product as uncharacterized. Gene Ontology annotation, molecular function: chromatin binding. The record is from RefSeq and is a predicted model, not a curated record. The coding region runs from base 31 to 1365 and encodes 444 amino acids. Lineage: Eukaryota; Fungi; Ascomycota; Dothideomycetes; Dothideales; Saccotheciaceae. Gene Ontology annotation, cellular component: pericentric heterochromatin. The transcript has 3 exons. Gene Ontology annotation, biological process: negative regulation of transcription by RNA polymerase II; chromatin organization.
UUGUUACUUGUAGACUAGUAGUUAAAUAUAAUGUCGUCAAAUGCAGGUCACUCUCAACAAGCCAGUAAUUUUUAUUCAAGGCUCAGUUCUCACGUCCCUAAAGACGGCAAGGCCAAAAUAAUCUCUAGGUCGUCACCGUCACAAGGCCUGGUGACAUACACGUUGGAAGUUGGCACCGCAAUUAUCCCGCAGUUCUCGCUUGCCGAAGUUGAGGAAUACGUCUCAGCCCAUGAUCUAGAAGUCUUCGAGAACCAGACUUUUGAAAGGGAGAUCGCCGAACAAGAGUUGCAGCAGAAAGACCGACUAGCCGCCAAAGCACAAGCCCGACGACUCAAGGGAACUGCUACACACUCAGAUUCAAGUUCCAAUAGAUCAGCCCGCGACGAAUCAAUCUCUGGCGCGUCACUUUCUGGCGGAGACGAUGCUAGAGCGGCAGUCAGAGGCAGACAAAGACCGACUUACACCCAGUUUUACCCCAAACAACGAGCACCGAGAGGUUCUCUAAAGGCCGCUUCCUCAGCUCGAGUCACCUUGUCCAACAGAACGGCCGAUUCAGGACUCAAUGGCUCAAACAAUAGAGGCAUCAAAAGACGGCGGUUGGAUGAUGAUCGAGAUGGCAGUAUCGCUUCGUCUAAAGACACCGAGAGCGUCUACAGUACAGGCUCUGUCAAGAGACUCACUCAUCCACCCUCAGCUAUGGAGCAAGCAGCAGGUCUGGUCCCAGAUGCGUACGAAGAGUAUGACAAUAUGGAUCUCGACGAUGAAUCCGACCACGAUGUGGAGAUGCCGAUCCGGCAGCCAACGCGGAGCAUAUCAGCCACAGUGCAGGACAAGACCAAAGGCAAAGAUGCGGCAAGCAAUUUCUUCACAUUCAGAGACCAUGCCGUUCCAUCUGCAUCAAGAGGCGUUCUACCCAGAUCUUCUCAAACCCAACCGACCAAGACAAGUUUUACGCGCUCCUCACCUGGAGCACAACUAUCCUCAGCCCUGGCAAAAGCAGCAGCGUUGAAACUCGCCUCAAGCAAAUCUCUUCAAGCAUCUCAGACAACGAAACAGAAUAUUGAUAAUAACAACCGUCAAGCAGUAAUCAACAUGGACGACCCCUCAUCCUCUGACUCCGAAUCCGGCUCGGAAGACUCGGAAAUAUACACUGUCGAAAGAAUUCUUGCCCACAAUCUCUCAGAUCCAAAAUCCCAUGACAAAUCCAUCCAUGGUGAGAAGCCAGUUAUGCUGUUUCAAGUCAAAUGGGAGGGAUACGACGAGACAACAUGGGAGCCGGAAACGAGUUUCGAGGACAAGGAAGUGUUGCGGGAGUAUUGGGCGCAGCAAGAGCAGAAGCAGAAGCCGAAGCAGAAACAGAGUUAGAAGCAGUCAGCUUCGACAUGCAAGGACACAGGCAUGGUCAAGGUUCAGAGAAAGGAUCUGUGGGCCAUGCUGGACGUCUAAAGAGCCUUAGGAUGUUGUUGGUUGAGAUCGAAAUCACCAGUGGUAACGUUACUGCUUAGUUCAGGGCCAAGCGAUCAAUUCGCUAAGGAAUCACGAAGAAACUACGAAGGAACUCGGCAAGAAGAUAAUCCUCAGUAUGGCGGCUAGACAGAGAAGUUGCAGGCUUCCAAGUUGCUUCAAUAAUAAUGAAUAGAAAGAAUCAAAAUGUUUGCGGACGUCAUCGGCUAUGCCCGAGUUGUUCCGAAGUACCGAAGUGAUUGGUCAAAGCGCGGGAUGGUUGAGAAGGCUUGCCAGGACUUGGUUUCUAAAAAUCGGCCGCUGCGAUUCUUCUUGU